This is a messenger RNA of Pseudovirgaria hyperparasitica, 354 nucleotides long. RefSeq names its product DNA binding methylated-DNA--cysteine S-methyltransferase. Gene Ontology annotation, biological process: DNA repair. Lineage: Eukaryota; Fungi; Ascomycota; Dothideomycetes; Acrospermales; Acrospermaceae. The transcript has 3 exons. The record is from RefSeq and is a predicted model, not a curated record. The coding region runs from base 1 to 354 and encodes 117 amino acids. Gene Ontology annotation, molecular function: catalytic activity.
AUGAGCAAGAAAGUCACAGAGUUUCAGACACGAGUGUACGACUGCCUUCAACAAAUCCCUGAAGGCAGAAUUGCAUCGUAUGCUGCAAUUGCACGAGCGCUGAACUCAUCGCCUCGUGCGGUUGGUGGGGCAUGCAGGAAUAAUCCAUUCGCACCAGAGGUGCCGUGUCAUCGAUGCAUUGCCUCUACAGGUUUUCUCGGUGGCUUCAAAGGCGAUUGGCGCACCGUUCCGAGCGGGAUGAAUUGUGAUAUGAAGCUAGAACUACUCGAGAAAGAGGGUGUCAAGUUUGACAAAGACGGCUAUCUCAUAAACAAAUCCUGCUGGUGGGAUGACUUCAAAGUAAAGGCGGUUUAG